GAGCUGGCAAGGCCGGAAUGUUGGACUUUGGGAACCGCGCGGGGCUUAGCAAAGGUGUGCCAGUGGCGCAGACCAGGCAGUGCCCUUUAUAAGCGUCCAGUCCGCGCCGCACUCGUAGGCAACAAAGUGGCAGCCCCAGGGUCCUCAGCGACCUGAGGUGACCCUUAAAAUGGACCCCGGAGAGCACGGAGGCGGGAAGAGGGUGGUACCCGCAGGUUGAAUCCCGCACCUCCGGGCUGAACGCCCGGGCACCCUGGGAUGGCCAGUGGGGUCCUGAGGGACGGACUUUAUAUGAACGUAUUUUGCAGAUUCUUCCUGCUACCCCUCGGGCUUUUUUCCUCCUCUCUUUGCGGACCUGCUUUGGGCUCAGUAUUCGCAUGGACACUUUGUCCUCUGAAUGUCCUUCUAAUCAUCGUGGAUGACCUGCGCCCCUCCCUGGGCUGUUAUGGGGACAAGGCCAUAAGGUCCCCAAACAUUGACCAACUGGCAUCCCGCAGCCUCCUCUUCCAGAAUGCCUUUGCCCAGCAAGCAGUGUGUGCUCCGAGCCGUGUAUCCUUCCUCACUGGGAGGAGACCAGACACCACCCGCCUGUAUGACUUCAAUUCCUACUGGAGGAUACAUGCUGGAAACUUCUCUACCAUCCCCCAGUACUUCAAGGAGAAUGGCUACGUGACCAUGUCGGUUGGAAAAGUCUUUCACCCUGGAAUAUCUUCCAAUUAUAGUGAUGAUUCUCCAUAUAGCUGGUCAUUUCCACCUUAUCAUCCCUCCUCUGAAAAGUAUGAAAACACCAAGACAUGCAGGGGGCCGGACGGACAGCUCCAUGCCAACCUGCUUUGCCCUGUGGAUGUGGCGGAUGUGCCGGAGGGCACCUUGCCUGACAAACAGAGCACCGAGCAAGCUAUACGGUUGUUGGAAAAGAUGAAAACAUCAGCCAGUCCUUUCUUCCUGGCUGUUGGGUAUCAUAAGCCGCACAUCCCCUUCAGAUACCCCAAGGAAUUUCAGAAGCUGUAUCCCUUGGAGAACAUCACCCUGGCUCCCGAUCCCCAGGUGCCUGCUGGCCUCCCUCCUGUGGCCUACAACCCUUGGAUGGACAUCAGGCAGCGGGAGGACGUCCAAGCCUUGAACCUCAGUGUGCCCUAUGGCCCAAUUCCUGUGGAUUUUCAGCGGAAAAUCCGCCAGAGCUACUUUGCCUCUGUUUCGUAUUUGGAUACACAGGUUGGCCACCUUUUGAGUGCUUUGGAUGAUCUCCAGCUGACCAAUAGCACAAUCAUUGCAUUUGCCUCAGAUCAUGGGUGGGCUCUAGGUGAACAUGGAGAAUGGGCCAAAUACAGCAAUUUUGACGUCGCUACCCGUGUGCCCCUGAUGUUCUAUGUUCCCGGGAGGACGGCUCCGCUUCCAGAGGCAGGAGAGGAGCUUUUCCCUUACAUCGACCCUUUCGAUUCUGUGUUGGAAUCGAUGGAGCCAGGCCGGCGAGUCAUGGACCUGGUGGAACUUCUCUCUCUCUCUCCUACGCUCGCGGGACUUGCUGGCCUGCACGUCCCACCUCGCUGUCCUGUUCCCUCGUUUCAUGUGCAGCUGUGCCGAGAAGGCCAGAACCUUGGGAAGCAUUUUCAACUCCAGGACCUGGGAGAGGACCCGCACCUUCGUGGUAAUCCCCGUGAGUCUAUUGCCUAUAGCCAGUACCCCCGGCCCGCAGACUAUCCUCAGUGGAAUUCUGACAAGCCGAGCUUAAAAGAUAUAAAGGUCAUGGGCUAUUCCAUACGCACGAUAGACUAUAGGUACACUGUGUGGGUUGGCUUUGAUCCCCGUGAAUUUCUGGCUAAUUUUUCUGACGUCCAUGCAGGGGAACUGUAUUUUGUUGAUUCCGACCCUCUGCAGGACCACAACAUGUAUAAUGACUCCCAGGGCAGAGACCUUCUCCAGUCAUUGAUGCCUUGAGUCUUGCCAAGCACUGAGGAGGGCGUACGUAAUGUGCUCCCUUCCAGCUGGGGAGAGGAGGAGUUAGAGCUGGUUAUUUGGCGAUUACCCACAAUAUUGGAAGCAACCCGGGGGUAGGCAAUCAAAGCGUGCAUCAACAGUUUGGCCUAAGAAUAUGUAAUAGCCCAGCCCUUUGAUUCUUUAUUGAGUCUUCAUUUCUACUUGGUGAUCAGACUGAACCAUUCUUUCCCAUUGUGAACAAUCAUAGCUUAUUUAUCGAAUGGAUAAGUGUAAAGUGAGCAAAUGAAAAUUGUCAUUCUUUUAGACAUCAAGACCAUAAUAACCUAACAUAACGCUAUAGUCAAGAAAUACUGGAAUUAUUUGCAGAAUUUAGUGCAUUUCAAAAAGUAACCGUAUGUCACAUGCUGUUUAACACUAAGUUCCUGGUUGUUUUGUUUAUAAUUUAAUUAUUUAGCCCAAUAUAUUCAAAAUAUUAUGUCAGUAUUUCAGGUUUCUUUUUAAAAUGUUAAAUAAUAAUGCCAGAUGCAUUUAAGUCUUAUCUUCAAUUUUUGUUCUUAAGAUUGCAAAUUUUCAAAAUCCAAAGGUAAAAUAGGCAUGAAGUGAUUAAUGUGGAAUCUAGGCAUGAAGUGAUUAGUGUGGAAUCUCUAUAUCAAAUGGUACGUAAUGCUCAGUAAACCAGAGGCAUGAAAUGUAUGGGAAAUUCAGUUAAAAAUGUUCAAAAAAAAUGUUCAGAGAUGUCUGGCCCAAGUAAUAAUUUGUUAGCAAGUAAUAUGACCCUUGACCUCAGAGAUCACCUCUUGAAAGGCACUGUUAUGUGUUACGUUAUACCUGUAUCCAUGAAUUGAGUCACUCAAAACUGUUAAGUGUUUUCCUUCUUCAGGAAUAGUUGGUUGCAGAUAUCCACUUAUCCAGGAGGCCAGAAAUAUUUGACUUUUAAUUGCUGAUUAAAGACAACACUAAUUUUAUUAAAUUCUAAAUUAUUUUGAGAAUUGUUAAAACUUCAUUAGUAUAAUAUUAGGUGAUUUCUAAUCCCCUGGAAUGUAGUUCCGUGUUCCCCAAACAUGAAAGUAACCAGAAGGCAGGUGGUAGUAAUAAGCUUAGCCUAUUAAAGAGGGUGGGAUCGUCACAACUCCUGUUAAUAACAGUGGAAGCUGAUCAGCUAUCAGUAGUCAUCAGAGGAGUCAACCGCAUUCUAAAUCAAUAUCAUGUGUAGUCCUGUAUCAAAGUGAGUCAUUUCUAGUAAUUGUGUCUUUUAAGUGCAUCAGUGCUUAAUGGUAAAUGCUUGUGAAACAAACUUCAGCAAAUUAGGUUAAGUUACUUCUGUGUAUUAAAUUGUAACAAAAAAGGCAAGAUAUCAUGUUAAGAGAUUACUUCAAAUCAGUAGUUUCGACGGUUUUUUGUUUUUGUUGUUUUUUUUACUAAUUAGCCUACAGUAGAGGUGCAUAUGGUAACACAAUGCUCUUCUAAUUGAUUGUGACUUAGUGUCCCGGCAACAACGGUUUCUAGUUGAAGAGUGAAGGGCCCUAUUCAUCUCUCCUGAUCCUGAGGCUCAUCUUUCUUCUGGAUGCCUACGCUUUACUUGUCGGUGGGUUCCCUGGGCCUUUUAUUUCUCCUUCUUUGUCCUUUUUACCGCUCUCAUCACUUCCAUGAAGAUUUUUACAAUCCAGUCUGCAAAUUCCUCGUGACAUAUGUUCAAUGUGUUUAGCUUUAUCUCCUCCUCCACAGUUACAAUGAUAAGUUUGAACACAGGCCUUUAUCUCACAUCCGUGUGCUGUGCCUGUUGGCUGCAGUAUGUACACUUCCUCAUUUUUUCUCGCUCUAUUUCUUGAGGCACAGCUUUAGUGUCAAAAAUCGCCACGUUCUGCUUUCGCCGAAGUUGUUAGCUGAACUGCGCCAGAAAAGAGUGAAGUGGCAGAUACAUUGGGUGUGCAGCUGCUGUUUUGGCCCGUAAUUCGCCAGGGUGACCAAAGCCAUAUCGGAGCCGGGUCCACGUGGGGGCGCUUUUGUGUGUGGAUCCGCCUCUACCGGAAGUGCUUCUGUCUCGUCUCUCCUACUUGAGCACGCGGCGUCAGAGUGCUCCUUGGCUUUUAGUUUUUCUUGGCCUUCCCUUUACAGAUCUCUCCCUUUAGAAGUUAAGGCUGCGUUUCACAUUCGAUGGGAUGCACAUACUCUCACAGGUUGUGGGGGGGCUUUCUAUUUUUGACACCGAACCCAAUUUAGAGCCACUGUUUGUUUCCUUUUGCACGUCUCUGGCACACGUUGGGAUGACUAGCCGCUUUCUGGGUUUCCGAUGUCCAAGCUGACCACGUUCCUUAUCUUGACUCGGCCUAGAGUAAGCAUAUCUUUGUGGCUCCAUGUGACCUUUCUCUGAUCUCACUGAGCUCGACGUGUUUUAUUAAUGGUUCCACAGUCACUUUAUUUGUAGAAAGCCCCAUAUCACCUGAGCAGGGGUUCUUUGAUACAGUUCAGUUGAAACCAGACUAGUGACCCAAGAAAGGUUGAGUGGACCUGUCUCCAUGGCUCACAAACAUGAGGGUACGCCAGAACCACCCGAAGCCUUGCUAAAAUCCAGCGUGCCAGACCCUGCCUGCCGAGGUUCUGAUUCAUUGCAUCUGGGGUGGGGCCUGAGAAUGUGCAUUUCUUACAAAUUACGCUGCUCCCCCGAAGGCCACACUUUGAGAAUCACUGCCCCUAGUUGUGUGCUGUCCAGUGGCAACUAGGCACAUGCGACUGUUUACAUUAAUUAAAAUGAAAUAAACAUUUCCGAAGCAGAAUCGAAGUUGCACUUGCCUAUUUCAAGUGCUCAUCAGCCCUGUAUGAUUAGUGGGCACCAUAUUGGAUAGCACAGAUCUAGAACCUUUCCAUCGUGGCAGAAAGUGGAACAGAGCUGCCCAAGACUAACUGCGUGAGCUGGGUCCACCUAGCUGUUGGCAAGUCCCUCCUGUGAGUCGAUUCUGCACCCUAGGUUUGCAUGCAAAGACUUGUCUGGAGGCGAGCCAGGGAUGUCAGGUUGAAGCGUGGCGCCGGGAGCGCCCUCUGGCAAUCGGCUCUUUCCUCCCCCACCGCUAGUGCCAUCACCAUCUCCCCAGCCCUUCUCACCUCCUUCCGAGUAGCUUACCUCCCCCUCCUCUUUCCUCCCUUGCCCCUGAAGAAUCCACGUGUCUUCCUGAACUCCCUCUUUGAUCCUGCCCUUUGAGAACACCGUCAGUGCCUACUACUGGGUCUCCUCAGACCUUCGUUGAGCAGUCAGAGUCUUCCCUGACUCCACAAAGCCCCUUUCCUCGGCUGACCAGUUUUCAUACUGGUCCCUGACUCUCCCUGGCCAAUCCCUACCUCCUUGCCCACCCCUAGGUUGUCCUACCCCCCCCCCCCCGUCCAUUCAUGACCAUUCUUCACAGCCACUCACCUGCUCCCAUCUCCAAGAAGCUGAGGCUUUGUGACUCUAGAGUGUGUCAUGGCAUGAAAUGAACAGGAACAUCACUAAAGAAUCUUAUGGCUGCUUUGGAAAAAGGUAUCUUUUUCUGAACGCAAAAUUAAUGUGUUAAUUACAGAAAAAUUGGAAAACAAAUACAGUAAAAGGUAAGAAUAUGCAUCAGUAUUUUGCCCCAAGAUGGUCACUGAAUAUCGUGUCUUCUCUGGGGUAUGAAUGUUUUACAUUGCUGUGAUCAUGCUCUGUGUUUUAUCGUGCAGUUUUAUAUUAUUUUUUUCACUAAGUAUUAUGUGUGGUUACUGCAAAUUUCUGCAGAUACUUUAUGAUGGUGGUAAUAUACUUUGUUGUGUACUUUUACCAUAAUUUACUUAACCUUCUUUCAAAUUAUUGAAAAUUUAGCUUAUUUCCCGAUUUCCAGUAUUGUAAAUAAUGCUGUGAUGAACAACUUUGUGAAUAAAAUGUUUUUAUGUACAUCAAA
Messenger RNA from Felis catus (domestic cat), 5846 nucleotides. It is a transcript of the gene IDS, whose product is annotated as iduronate 2-sulfatase. NCBI's taxonomy places the organism in Eukaryota, Metazoa, Chordata, Mammalia, Carnivora, Felidae. Gene Ontology annotation, molecular function: iduronate-2-sulfatase activity. Bases 259 to 1938 code for a protein of 559 amino acids. The record is from RefSeq and is a predicted model, not a curated record. The transcript has 10 exons.